AUGUCCAAAAACCUCUACACGUUAUGCGCAAUUCUGGCGGCUUGUAUUCGUUGCGCGGUUCGCGGCGACACUUGUGGUCCGCGUGGACGUUGCGAUUUGAGUCGCGGAUGUCCGGAUGGUUGGAAGGGUUUCCAGAGGCCGUAUGGUAGGAUGUGUUUGAAGACGUUUACGGGAUUGGUGAGAGCGGGUGCGACGGGAUGUUCGAAUUAUAAUGCGACACUUGGAUCGAUGCAGAAUGAUGAUGAGAAACGAUUUGUUAUUGGUGGGUGGAGAGGGAAAAAAGUUCGGUAAAGUGAACCAGUACAAGAUUUCCAAGUCAACCCCGAAAAAGCGAAAAAAUGUUUUUUUGUUUCCGUGUGGAACAGUUGAGAGAACAGCCAAAAUUUCACGUGAGAGAAAACGAUAGAGUGUGAGAGCAGGAGACACGCGAGACGAAAAAGGGAUAUGAACAGACUCCGCCUAACUAACUGUAAGAAAAUUGACCGAAAGCCAUGGGUGUGUGCAAACACUGCGAUGCACUUUUGCGUACUUACAUACAGUAAUAUAUCGGCUUCAAGAUUUUUUCAAGUUUAGGCGAGUUCAGAACAGGCCUGAUCGGAAUGGACCUUGUCGGAAGGUUCGGAAUGAGCACACUCAUUCCGAGUGGUCAGAUCGUAAUUCCGAAUUCCGAACCUCCAUUCCGACAUUUUUACCUCGGAAUUUCGGAAUUUUUCGGAAUGUUUCGGAAUGAUAUAAAACUUCAAAAAGUUGUCUUCAAAAGUUAAAUUUUUCGAGAAUCACAAGAGAAAAAGAGAUUUUUUGAAAAUGACAGGUAAAAUUCAUCAAUUUUUCCAUUUUUUUGUUGAAUUUUUCACUAAUUUCAGCUCAAACAUUCCGAAAAAUUCCGAAAUUCGGUAGAAAAAUUCCGAAAUUCGGAAGAGAAACACAUUCCGAAAUUCCAAAAAGUUUCGGAAGUAACAUCGGAAUGAUUCCGAUUCCGAGAAAAUAGAUUCCGAUUCCGAGAAAAUAGAUUCCGAUUCCGAGACACGUUUGUCUCAUUCCGAAAAAGCUGUCGGUUUCGGAAUUUCGGAAUUUCUGAAUUCCGAUUCCGAUCAGGCCUGGUUCAGAAUUCAGAAGAUCAGAAGUACAUAUCAAAUCAGCAAAUCAGAAACCUGCAUCGAGUCGGGUUUUCACAAAAAUGUCGGAAUUUGAAGCCCACACGAGUUUUCGGUCUAAUAUAAAAUUAUUUCAAGUUUAGGCCAGGUCAGAAGCCUGAAUUCAUGAAUCGGAAUUUCACAGGUCUCGGAUUGUUCAACCAAACUAAACUAUAGUCUCGUUUUGAUGUCACGUGGAUUGAUUAUCCCAAAUUCCAGAAAUAAACCAGAAAGCUUCUUUGAAAAACAAAAAAUAAUUUUAAUUGUCGUCUCGACAAAAAAUAUCAGAAUUUGUUGAAAAAUGCAAAAUAUUACCAAAUCAGAAUAGGAAGAUUCGGAUAAACCAAACUUUUUUGCAGACGACAUUCUCUCGCAAGUAACAGUUUCAUCGGGUCUCGUCUGGCUCGGUAUAAACCGUCAACCGAUGUGUUAUACAUCCACAUCAAAUGCCGAUUUGUGUGCUCCAUCGGCUCGCGACGCAUUUUAUUGGACCGACGGAUCGGCUCGCGGUUGGGACAUGUUCGAUUGGCACGAUUCGGCGCCACAAUUGAAUAAUUGUGCAAUGAUGUUUGUGUCGAAUACAUCGGUUCAAGUUGACGAUGGAACUUCGGGCGUUUGGUAUCCGGGACAAAUGACUGAUAAAGGGUGAGACAUUUUUCAACUGGCUCGUGAACAAAAAAAGGUUUUAGAUGCGAUACAAUCAACGCAAGUGGCGCAUUAAAAACCAUCGGUUAUGUUUGUGCAAAGAUUCCAAAUUUGUACUCGAGGACUUGA
Caenorhabditis angaria is the source of this 1907-nucleotide messenger RNA. Lineage: Eukaryota; Metazoa; Nematoda; Chromadorea; Rhabditida; Rhabditidae. The record is from the annotation of a GenBank genome assembly.